AAAUCAUGAAAAGUUUUAAACAAUUGAAGAGUAUCUUGCAAGUUACAUCAUACUCAUCUUAAUUAUUAUGAUUCAGACACCUUCCCAUCUCAGAAUUCACCUCAUAAAUUAGUUUGUUACGUUGUCAACAUCAAACAUGUCAAAAACUCUCACUCACACAUCUUAUGAUAGAAACUUGGAAGCUGCACUGAGUUAAACUUGUUGCUAUUUUCACUGUACCUUUGCUUCUACUCUCUGUCACUUUAUCUGGAGUUUGUUUUUUCGCUUGCUGUUGUGUGAAGCCUCAUGCUUCUUCUCGUUGUAAAGUUACUAUCUUUUUUCUCUGCACUAUAUUGGGUUGAAUUUAUUUGAGUUUUCAAUGCAAUUUUCAAAGGAAAAGGAUAAAAUGGAAACUGGGUUAAGCUCGAAAAAUUUAAUUAAGGGGAGAGUUAUGAGAGGUGGCAAUAGAAAAAAGAAGGAACUUUCUAGUAAUGGUAUAAAAAUUGAACCUUUUGUUCCUAGAAGAGAUCAUAAUCCUAAAGAGUUGAAGACUUGGGCAAAGAGAACUGGGUUUGUGUCUGAUUACUCGGGUGAAGCCGGUACUAGUGCAAGUGAGAAUUUUGAUAAAGUUGCUGUUGAUUAUGAUCAUAAAGAAGGAGGGUCUUCUCCUAAGAUAGAGAUUGAUCCGGUUCUCGGGGUAGCAAGGCCAAACCGUGACGACGAGAUUGAACUUGAUUCUGAGUCUAAGCAUGGAAGUAGAAGGAGUGAGAAGGAUAGGUUUUUGAGGCCAAACUAUGAUUUGAAUAGGAUUAUAGGGAACCAAAAUCAGAAGAGGAAAAAUGGGGUUGAACCUGUUUUGGAUUAUGGUGAAAAGAAAGUUGAUUUGAGAGGGAAUGGUGAGACUAAUGGAUCGACGGAGAAUUUGAUUAGGGAUAGCAGCGGUCAUGGACUUGGAGUCUCUGCGGUUUCUCCGCUUCCAGAACAAAAGAAGGAAGAGGAAGGUGUAACUGAAGGAGAAGUUAAGGUGAAUCUGUAUGCAGAAGGAGAGGAACCUGCUGAUAGAGGAUGGCAUAUACCUUCUGGAAUGAAGUAUGGACUAACCGAAAAUCCUGGUUUUGUACCUCUUAUCUACUAUGGCAUGCAGCACUACCUAUCACUGAUUGGCUCAUUAGUGUUUAUUCCGUUAGUAAUGGUCCCGACAAUGGGUGGAACAGACAACGACACUGCUAAUGUAAUUUCUACAAUGCUGUUUCUUUCUGGCGCCACAACGAUACUGCAUUUGUACUUUGGAACUCGGCUUCCUUUAGUUCAAGGGGGCUCAUUUGUGUAUUUGGCUCCGGCAUUAGUUAUCAUAAAUUCAGAAGAGUUUCGAAAUCUUACACACCAUAAAUUUAGACACAUAAUGAGGGAACUUCAAGGAGCUAUAAUUGUUGGUUCGAUAUUCCAAUGUAUUCUUGGAUUUAGUGGUUUAAUGUCUAUUCUUCUCAGGGUAAUCAACCCAAUUGUGGUGGCUCCAACUGUUGCUGCUGUAGGUUUAGCAUUCUUCAGCUAUGGAUUUCCACAAGCUGGCACUUGCAUUGAAAUCAGCAUUCCACUAAUAGUGUUGGUUCUUAUAUUCACUCUGCAUCUUCGCGGAAUAUCUAUCUUUGGACACCACUUGUUUCGAAUUUAUGCGGUUCCUUUAAGUGUUACGAUAAUUUGGAUAUAUGCAUCGUUUUUAACGGCCGGAGGAGCAUAUAACUACAAAGGAUGUGAUCCCAACAUCCCUAGUUCAAACAUUCUGAUCGAUGCGUGCAAAAAGCAUGCUUAUACAAUGAAGCAUUGCAGGGCUGAUGUAUCAAAUGCAUUGUCAACUUCUUCAUGGCUCAGAAUUCCUUACCCUUUACAAUGGGGUUUCCCGAUUUUCCAUUUUAGGACUUGCAUAAUCAUGGUCAUAGUCUCACUGGUUGCCUCUGUGGAUUCCAUUGGAACUUAUCAUAGUGCAUCUCUGAGAAUUAAUUUGAAGCCUCCAACCUCAGGAGUUGUGAGCCGUGGAAUCGCAUUGGAGGGUUUGUGUAGUAUAUUGGCAGGUCUUUGGGGUUCAGGAACUGGUUCAACUACCUUGACUGAAAAUGUUCACACAAUUGACAUAACAAAGGUGGCAAGCCGGAGAGUAGUGGAACUCGGAGCAGCCUUCAUGAUCCUCUUCUCAAUUAUAGGAAAGGUGGGUGCUCUUCUAGCUACUAUUCCACAGGCAUUAGCUGCAUCAGUACUAUGUUUCAUAUGGGCCCUUAUUACCGCAUUAGGCCUCUCAACAUUACAGUAUGGUCAAUCCGGACACUUCCGAAACAUAACAAUAGUUGGCGUUUCAUUGUUCCUUGGUCUAUCGAUCCCUUCGUAUAUUCAACAAUACCAGCCUCAAUCCAGUUUGAUAUUGCCAUCUUAUCUGGUUCCUUAUGCAGCCGCUUCUAGCGGACCGUUUCAUUCAGGAAUUAAACAACUUGAUUUUGCAAUCAAUGCCCUUAUGUCCUUAAACAUGGUGGUUACAAUGUUGGUGGCAUUCGUCCUGGAAAACACAGUACCAAGAAGUUCUCAAGAACGAGCGGAGUAUAUAUGGACGCGACCUCAAGACAUUGCGACUGAUCCCUCACUGGUGUCUGCAUAUUCGCUGCCAAGGAAAGUUGCAAGAUGUUUCUGUUGGGCAAAAUGGUUAGGAGUAUGAUUACAAAGUUUUCUGCCGAGUUCCUCUAUUCAGCUUGUGAGCCUUCAUAGAUAGAACGUAGUGAUGUUUUUGAUAUAGAAUAUAUCGAAGCUUAUGAAGAAUAAAAACAUAUAGACGAAUUGAAUUACAGUAUACUAAAUAGGAGAUAGAAUGUAUAGCACUGAUUACUAUACAUAAUUCUUGUAAUCAAUAGAUAAUUCAUUUUUUUGUAGCUGAUCUGUUACUAUGCCA
Messenger RNA from Lathyrus oleraceus (garden pea), 2911 nucleotides. Its product is annotated as nucleobase-ascorbate transporter 11. Gene Ontology annotation, cellular component: membrane. Gene Ontology annotation, molecular function: transmembrane transporter activity. Gene Ontology annotation, biological process: transmembrane transport. Bases 359 to 2680 code for a protein of 773 amino acids. The transcript is spliced from 10 exons. The record is from RefSeq and is a predicted model, not a curated record. Lineage: Eukaryota; Viridiplantae; Streptophyta; Magnoliopsida; Fabales; Fabaceae.